Dendrobium catenatum is the source of this 2299-nucleotide messenger RNA. Its product is annotated as pentatricopeptide repeat-containing protein At5g66520. Bases 137 to 1741 code for a protein of 534 amino acids. NCBI's taxonomy places the organism in Eukaryota, Viridiplantae, Streptophyta, Magnoliopsida, Asparagales, Orchidaceae. The transcript is spliced from 3 exons. Gene Ontology annotation, molecular function: protein binding; RNA binding. Gene Ontology annotation, biological process: RNA modification. The record is from RefSeq and is a predicted model, not a curated record.
UACAAAAACUGGCAUGUAAAACUGGCAUAACGGCUCUUUCAAAGAAGAUCCUACGCCUGCUCUAUAUAAUCUUAUUUUCGCCGCCAAAGAACUAUUUCAAAUACUUUCGCGCAUCAUCCCCUCCCAAACAUGAGGUAUGAAGGGAGGCAUCAUCAGAAAAACUGUAGCCUUAUCAUCCGAGCAACACCUCCAUCAAGUCAGCUCAUCUUGUUCCCUCCCAUUCCUCUCUAUCCUAGAGAAAUGUUCAGUCUUGAAGGACGUGAAGAAGAUCCACGCCCAUGCCGUCACAUGCGGCCUCUCCCACUUCGCCUACAUCACCAGUAGAAUCCUCGCUCGUUACGCCGACACCGGUGAAAUGGACGACGCAUACGAACUUUUUGAUAGUAUAACUUCUCCCACUAUCUUCAAUUGGAACACCAUUAUCAGGGGCUUCUCGAAGACCACUGAAGCUGAAAGGGGCCUACUUGUCUUCAUCAAAAUGAGGCGCAGCGCGAUCGAGCCCAACAUGCACGCUUUCCCCUUCGUAGUCAAAUCUUGUGGUGCUAUUCUUUCUUUGUUCCAGGUUCACGCUCAGGUUUUUUUGUUUGGUUUCAAUCUUGAUGUCUAUGUGACUAGCUCCUUGAUCAGAAGAUACUCCAAUUUGGGAGAGGUGGAGCUCGCUCACAAGGUGUUCGAUGAAUGCACUAUGAGAAAUGUUGUGUGCUGGACAAGCCUUAUUAGUGGGUAUUGCAGCCGUGGCCUUUUUGACAGGGCAAGACAAGUAUUUGAUGAAAUGCCUGCGAAGACUGAUGCGUCUUGGAGUGCUAUGGUUUCUGGUUACGUGCAAAACAAACGGUAUGAGGAGGCCAUAGAAUUGUUUCUUGAAUUAAAGGUUUCUUUAUCUGUAAAUCUUAACAGAUCACUAUUGGUGAGUGUUUUGAGAGCUUGCUCUGCUCUGGGAGUUUUUGAGGAGGGGAGAUGGAUCCACUCGUUUAUAGAUGGCAAAGGAUUGGACUACGGGCUUGAGUUGGGGACAGCUCUUGUAGACUUCUAUGCAAAAUGCGGAUUCAUAGAGUUGGCAAUGAAAGUGUUUGACAAAAUACAAGGUAAAGAUGUGACAGCUUGGAGUGCCAUGAUUGUUGGCCUUGCUAUGAAUGGUCACAGUCGUUUUGCAAUUCAAAUUUUCUCAGAGAUGUUAAGAAGAAAACUUAAGCCAAAUGCCAUUACGUUCAUUGGAUUACUCACAGCCUGUAAUCAUGGAGGUCUGGUUGAUGAAGGGACUACCUAUUUCAAGGUUAUGGAUUUAGUUUAUGGGAUUCCUCCUUCAAUAGAGCACUAUGGCUGCAUGGUUGAUCUUUUAAGUCGAGCAGGGAAGACCAAAGAAGCCGAACAAAUGGUAUUAUCCAUGCCAGUUGAGCCUGAUGGGGCAAUAUGGGGCUCACUGCUUCAUGGUUGCUUUGUCCAUGGAGACAAUGAGUUAGCCGAAAGAGUUGGAAGCCACAUUAUCAAGGUAGAGCCAGAACAUUAUGGGAGAUAUGUUGGAUUGGCUAAUGCAUAUGCUGCCAUGGGCAGGUGGGAGGGAGUGGCAAAGGUUAGAAGAGUUAUGAAGGAAAGGGGAGUCAUAGCCACUGCUGGCUGGAGUCUUGUUGAGGUUAAUGGGACCGCCCAUCGAUUCAUGGCGAAUGAUAUGUCACAUCCUAUGCUUCAUGAAAUCUAUGAGAUACUAAGUGACCUGACAUCGGAUAUGAUUUUGAAUUUGUGAUAGACAUUAAUAGAGUAAUGGUCGCGAGUUAGGUUUUCAGUUGGUCUCCUGAAUAGUUUGAUUUAGAUCUCAUUGUUGUGGGAAUGUGCCAAUACUGCAACUGGAUGUCUGAUAAGAUUUUUUAAGUAUAACAAGGUGGUUUGGAGCACUUGGUCGGAAAUUUAGGGAGAUUGGUUUGUUGGCUAUAACAUGCAAUGGUGGCAGAUGGAGAUGGCUUGGUGUAGAAAGCUUGGCUAGUGGUCGGUGGCUGUGAGGAGCUGGAGAGGAUAUCUUGCUAUUUGGGUUGGUUGACGCGUUGCUAGAGAGGGUUGGUUUAGCUGUGAGGGAAGAAGAAGGGUUUGAGCAGCUGGGUUUAAACGUAUCAGUUGACACAAAUUCUUUCCUGUCGCUUCUAGUCUUUUCCUAUUAUCUUGAGAUCAACAUUUUGAAAGUGAUUCUUAUGCACAAUGAAAACAAAUCAAGAGAUGGGGAAGUUAUUAAGACUACUAAAUGGGAGUUCAUUCCUACCAUUAGAUGCAAGGUGACUUCUCUUAUGGGUAGAUGAUUCUUUUGUAAGAG